AUGGCUAUCGGCAACAUCUACGUGAUUGCCGCCACGUCCGUCGUCGGCGGCGCGCUCUUCGGCUUUGAUAUCUCGUCUGUCUCGGCCCAGCUGGCUGAGCAGUCGUAUCUAUGCUACUUCAACCAGGAUGAGAACCCCCCAACCACUGCGGACGGCACCUGUGGUGGUCCCCGUUCUCUGGUCCAGGGAGGUAUCACCGCCUCCAUGGCUGCUGGUUCCUGGCUGGGAGCUUUGAUCUCCGGUCCUCUGUCUGACCGAUUGGGACGAAAGUACUCCAUCAUGGUUGGCUGUAUCAUCUGGGUCAUUGGUUCUACUCUCUCUUGUGCCUCCCAAAAUAUUGGUAUGCUCAUUGUCGCCCGUAUCAUCAACGGUCUCUCCGUCGGUAUCGAGUCUGCUCAGGUCCCCGUCUACAUUGCCGAAAUCUCUCCUCCCUCCAAGCGUGGUCGCUUCAUCGGUAUGCAGCAGUGGGCCAUUACCUGGGGUAUCCUCAUCAUGUACUACAUCUCCUACGGCUGCUCCUUCAUUGGCAAGCAGAACCCCGUCGACUACAACACUGCCUCCUGGCGUAUCCCAUGGGGUCUCCAGAUGGUCCCCGCCUUCUUCCUCUUCUUCAUGAUGAUGCUUCUUCCCGAGUCUCCUCGUUGGCUCGCCCGCAAGGACCGCUGGGAGGACUGCCGUGCCGUGCUCACUCUCGUCCACGGCAAGGGAGAUCCUAACCACCCCUUUGUUGCCUACGAGCUGCAGGACAUCAAGGACAUGUGCGAGUUUGAGCGCGCGCAUUCCGAUGUCACCUACUUCGAUCUGUUCAAACCCAACAUGAUCCACCGUACCACUAUUGGUCUCUUCACUCAGAUUUGGUCUCAGCUCACUGGCAUGAACGUCAUGAUGUACUACAUUGCCAACAUCUUCUCCAUGGCUGGUUACACUGGUAACGCUGGUCUGCUCGCCUCAUCCAUUCAGUACAUCAUCAAUGUCCUCAUGACCGUGCCAGCUCUGCUCUGGGUCGACAAAUGGGGUCGCCGUCCGACGCUGCUCAUUGGUUCCGUCCUCAUGGCCCUCUGGAUGUUCGCCAACGCUGGUAUUCUCGCCACUCACGGAGUUGUCGUUCCCGGUGGUAUUGACCACGUCGCUGCCCAGUCCAUGAGGGUAACCGGAGCCCCCGCAAAGGGUCUCAUCGCCUGCACGUAUCUUUUCGUGGCUUCCUUUGCUCCUACCUGGGGUCCCGUCUCCUGGACCUACCCCCCAGAGCUGUUCCCUCUCCGUCUCCGAGGCAAGGGUGUCGCCUUUGCCACCUCUGGAAACUGGGCUUUCAACACCGCUCUGGGUCUCUUCACCCCAGUGGCCUUUGCCAACAUCAAGUGGAAGACCUACCUCAUCUUCGGCAUCUUCAACACCGUCGCCUUCUUCCACGUCCUCUUCCUCUUCCCUGAGACUGCUGGAAAGACGCUGGAAGAGACCGAGGCCAUGUUUGAGGAUCCCAAUGGCAUCAAGUACUUGGGAACUCCAGCCUGGAAGACCAAGGUCGCCACUAGCCAGGUUGUCCGCGCCGAGCACGGUGAUCUUGAAGCUAAGCUUGGUCACGACGAGAAGCCUCCGAUCCACACACACGAGGAGGAGAAGACUCCCCCUCCCGAGUAA
Trichoderma gamsii is the source of this 1638-nucleotide messenger RNA. RefSeq lists its product as hypothetical. The coding region runs from base 1 to 1638 and encodes 545 amino acids. The record is from RefSeq and is a predicted model, not a curated record. Gene Ontology annotation, molecular function: carbohydrate:proton symporter activity. Gene Ontology annotation, cellular component: membrane. Gene Ontology annotation, biological process: carbohydrate transport; transmembrane transport. The transcript has 2 exons. NCBI's taxonomy places the organism in Eukaryota, Fungi, Ascomycota, Sordariomycetes, Hypocreales, Hypocreaceae.